CCUCCUUUGGGUUUGUCUCUUCCCCUCUCUCCGCCCCCUUCUCCCCACCCACCCCGCCCCGCUCUCCCCCCCUCUGCGGGUGUGUUGUGGAGGGGAGGAGGAGCAAGAACCACGAGCUGCUGCUGCUGCCGCUGCUGCUGCCAACGCUGCACAGCCUGGGCUCGCCGAUCAUUGAUUGCGCAUCUAUUACCUUCCUCUUAUGUGCUAAACAAUCCCAUCUAUCCCUUAUAAAUAUCCUCCUGGUCCUUGCCAAUCCCUCCUCACUUCUAGAUUUCCGGGCCUCAGGAUUGCCCCUCCCUACCGUAGCUUUGCUAAGUAGUUGCUUCUUCUUCUUGGUUUCUUUUCUUGAUUGCUUUGGGUCUCCGAUUUUUUGGGUCCUCGGUUUCUUGGUCCUCCCCUGAAUCUUGUAGAGUCUGUUCCUUUCGCCGCCGGUAGCCAUGGACGACAGGAUUCCGCCGCCGUCUCACCUGCAGCAGUACUCGCAGUCCCCUGUCCAUUCUUCGCCUCAUCACCACCACCUCAAUUCCAUGAGGUACUCUGCCUCCUCUGAGAGAGAAAGGUAUCUGGCUGAGUUGCUUGCUGAGAGGCAGAAGUUAGGCCCAUUCAUUCAAGUUCUUCCCUACUGCACCAGGCUCUUGAACCAAGAGAUUUUGCGGGCAUCUUCUUUGCCACCUAACCAUAAUUUUGUUGAUGCUGAGAGAAUUGAGCAUGGUAGCCCGUUAAGGUUACCUGGCCACCCAGUGAAUGGUCAACCAAUGGAUCUGGAGGGAUGGUCAGGAAGGCAAGCAGAGCAUAUGGGGGUUCUGCAAGCAUCACCAAUGAGCUGGAAUGGUGCUCCAGCACUUGGUGGUACUCCUGUUGUCAAGAAACUUGUGAGGCUAGAUGUUCCUGUGGACAAGUAUCCUAACUUCAACUUUGUUGGCCGUCUAUUGGGGCCACGAGGAAACUCCCUGAAAAGAGUUGAAGCUACGACUCAAUGCAGAGUUUACAUUCGUGGGCGUGGAUCAGUUAAAGACUCUGUGAAGGAAGAGAAGCUGAGAGAUAAGCCUGGAUAUGAGCACCUCAAUGAGGCACUGCACGUGCUUGUGGAAGCAGAGUUCCCAGCAGACAUUAUUGAUGUGCGUCUAAACCAAGCUGUGACCAUCCUGGAAGAUCUUCUCAAACCAAUGGAUGAGUCCAUGGACUACUACAAGAAGCAGCAGCUGAGAGAGCUGGCCAUCCUGAAUGGCACUCUGAGGGAGGAAAGCCCCAGCCCCCACCUUAGCCCGAGCGUGUCCCCCUUUAACUCCGCCGGGAUGAAGCGUCCGAAAACGGGGCGGUGAUCUAAAAAGACUUGGUCUGUCUGAAUCUGAUGACAAGGGUGGAGAUGAUUGGUGUUGCAUUUGCCGGGAUGAUGAGUGCUGGCCUAUGCCUGUCAUGAUCUGCGUGCUUUACCAACCGUAGAUGGGUCCGUGGGCGAAUGAUGAUCCUCGGUGGGCUUGAUUGAUGUUUGACGCUGUUCCUAUUAUUUAUUCUUUCUGUGCAAUCUGACUUUGGAAAAAAUGACAUUGUUUAUUGGUUUGGGGUAAGUUAACAAGGCCAGGUGGCCAUCCAAGUGUCGGACAAUAAUCAGCCAGGUAUUGUGUGCCUGGAAAAAAUAGCUGUAAUAUGAUAUUGUCAUGUGCUGGUGCUUUUGUGUGCUAGUAGUGGUAGUACUAGACAGGCAGGCAGACAGGCUCUGUUAAUGAUUGAUUUGCAUUCAUAAUUUCCCUUUC
Triticum aestivum (bread wheat) is the source of this 1754-nucleotide messenger RNA. Its product is annotated as KH domain-containing protein At1g09660/At1g09670. Gene Ontology annotation, molecular function: mRNA binding. Gene Ontology annotation, biological process: regulation of mRNA splicing, via spliceosome. Gene Ontology annotation, cellular component: nucleus. NCBI's taxonomy places the organism in Eukaryota, Viridiplantae, Streptophyta, Magnoliopsida, Poales, Poaceae. The record is from RefSeq and is a predicted model, not a curated record.